Messenger RNA from Syzygium oleosum, 2690 nucleotides. Its product is annotated as protein PLASTID MOVEMENT IMPAIRED 2. The record is from RefSeq and is a predicted model, not a curated record. The coding region runs from base 368 to 2290 and encodes 640 amino acids. The transcript is spliced from 2 exons. Lineage: Eukaryota; Viridiplantae; Streptophyta; Magnoliopsida; Myrtales; Myrtaceae.
AUCAUCAGAACUCCAAGCCACGCUGCCGCUCUAUCUUCCUCAUUCCAAAUAUGCCUGUCCUGCGCAGCAGAUGCUCCUGCUGCGUUGGCUUCUUGGACUCAUCGCCCACGUCCAGAGGCUCAGCUCCAUCCUCCUAGCUCGCUCAGACAACCUACGCACUUACCUAAGCAACGAUACUAGGUGAUCUUCGCAUUCAGAUAACCCUCUUUUAAGUUGCAAAUUUAGAUUACAGCCAGAAGCCCCCAGAGUGUUUUUCUCAUCAUGGUAUUGCAGGGUGCGAGUUAGUGUUCCGAUUGAAAGCUCUCUUUCGGUCCCCGAGUUUGAGAAAUUUUCGCUUUGAAUUUUGAUUGCUGAACCGAGAUUGGGCAUGGAAAGGAGGAGACCUGGUGACAGAAACAUUGGCUCUGUCAAGGCAGCCAUCAAUAUGUACGGAGAGAGGAUUCUUGAGAGCACCCCAGCUUUGAGGAAUACCCAGAAGAACUUCCCCGAGAAUUCUUCUUCGAGAGCUAAGGAAUUGCUUCUGGCCAAGAGGGACAUUACCCGGCACCGCGAGAGCAGAAGGAAUGCCGAGUCCGCAAGAGCCGAGGCAGAAACCGAGCUCUCCGAAGCGAGGAGCAAGGUCAAGAAUCUCAAAACGCUGAUCGAGGUGUCGAGCUCUAAUGUCAAGUCGCAGCUGCGUGAAUUCGAUAAGGGAACGAGGCCGCAGGCGCUGCAGAGUGGUAGGAAGAGCGAGAAGUCUCGGUAUGAAGAAGUGACGAGAGAGCUCGAACACGUCAAGCUGGAACUGAGCAAGCUUAAGCUGGACGUGGCUUCAGUGCUGGAAGAGAAAUUGCGGGUGCAGAAAGAAGCGGAAGCGUCAAGCUCAAAAAUGCGGUCUUCCAUGAGCUCGGCUGAGGCGCUGAGGAAGGAGAUCGAGGAAGUUGGUGAGGAACAGGUGCUGGUCGAGUUGGCGCAAAUCGAAGCUCUGAAGGAACACGCAGUGAUCGAAGCUGAGAGAGAGAAGGAAUUGAGCGAAUACUCGAACAAAGUGGAAGAAACGAAGCAAAAGAUGAAUCAUGUGAGAGAAGAAAUUGAGAACUCGAAGGAGCUAGGGGCUAAACUAGCUGUAACAUUAUCUGAUGUCUAUGUGCUGCAGAAUGAGCUGAAACUAGUGAGAGAUAUGGACAAAAGGGUUCCGAUGGACAAUGGCUUCCAUCAUCCGGAAGACGGAAUCGAAAAAGGCGAGGAAGAUGAAACUUCCGUCAUGUUACGGGCAGUCACGGAGGAAUUAGAGGAAGCGAAGAAAGAAUUGGCAACAAUUAAGGAAGAGGGCUUUCAAUUCAUGUCCUCCAUGGACAUAAUAAGGAAUGAGUUGAGGUUUGUCGCAGAAGAAAGAGCACGGCUGAAGAUAGCAGAGGAGAAAACAGAAUUAACUGUCCAAAGUCUCAAUUCGAAGCUGCUGAGAGCGAAAUCCAAGUUGGAAGCCACGACAGCAGCCGAGGAGAAAGCUAAGUCGAUCGUUUCCAAUCUCUCGCUCACCCUCGAACAGUUAAGGACAGAAGCAGAGGCCGCGAAGAAAGAGAAGGAGUUAAUUUUUGAAGAGACGGAAGAGAUUAAGGAAGAGAUUCAGAAAACUGAGGGUGAGAUAGAUUUGACUGAUGAAAGACUACAAGCUGCUAUGCAGGAGCUUGUAACAGUCAAAGCCUCAGAAGCGCAAGCUCUUGAGAACCUCGGAACUCUAAUUGAGAACACACUGAGAGAAAGAGCAACCGUAUCUCAGCAUAGCUCUUCGAUCACUAUUUCAAAAUUCGAGUACGAUUACUUGACAGGCCGUGCCACUGGGGCCGAAGAAAUCGCAGAUAAAAAGGUUGCGGCAGCUCAGGCUUGGAUCGAAGCUCUGAAGGCAAGCGAGAGAGAGAUCCUGAUGAAGAGUGAGCUGGUGCAUAGAAAGGGGAGAGAGAUGAGGGUGGAGGAAGAGCAGCAGGUGUAUCGGAUGGAAAGGUCACUCUCUGCAAAGAGAAGGGUCGAGGGAGAGAUAACAAAUUGGAGGCAAAAGCGGGAUAAGAUCUCAGGAAGCGAGAAUGCUCAAUUGGCUUUGCCGAGAAAGUCGCCGAGAAAACUUAGAGUGGACAAUGCCGAUUUUUCUCCAGCCAGAAGAGCAAAGUUCCGCAAGUCCAGUUCACCUGGAACCCGUCUUCUGACUCGGUCACCUUCGAUAGCUCUCAAGAAGAGAAAGAAGGUGAUGCCGAACCUAACCAAGAUUUUCAGUGGAGGAGAUACGAAGAGGAAGUCCAAGGUCCUCCAAGCUUGAAUGGCUAUCCAAACCAAAGUGCUCUUUCAGUAAGUUUUAAGGCGGUGCAACUGUUUUUGCAUGAGACAAGACUAGGAUGGUCAAUGUUUGCCAGGAUUCGCAGGUGGGAGCUCGCACCUGCAUCGUUCACGUUGUGAGAGCUUCAAGUUUCAAAGGCUAUUGAAAGAGUGCAUUGGGAGGUUGGUUUUUUUUCCUGUCCUUACAUCGGUUCUUGACAUCGUUGAGCUCCGGCUUCAGCGACAAUACCAUUGGCACGGCACAUUUCUUUGAGUUUUUCCUUGAUCUUGUCCCACUUUCCGUGAGCCGUGUCUGAUCUAGUCGAUCUUGUACAAGGAGACCAAAUGGCUGCCGAGUUAACUUUGAUUACCUGCAUACAAAAGAAACUGUUAUAUCGUUCCUA